CAAGGGACAUUCCUAUAGGUUUGGUUGGGUCAAUGUCCAUGAUCACAGUGAUUUAUUGCCUGAUGGCACUCUCGCUGAGUAUGAGCAGAAAUACACAGCAAUAGACACUGGUGCUGCAUUCUCAGUUGCAUUUCAGCAUGUGGGGAUGAAGUGGGCAAAGUAUGUGGUGGCUUUUGGAGCCCUGAAGGGAAUGACUGCAGUGCUUCUGGUGGGGAGAUUGGCACAGGCACGUUAUAUUACUCAGAUUGCACGAUGCCACAUGAUCCCACCAUGGUUUGCUCUUGUGCACCAUAAGACCGGAACCCCAAUAAAUGCUACAUUGUUGAUCACCAUUGCAAGUGUCAUCAUAGCUUUUUUCACAGGCUUGAAGGUGCUGUCAAGCUUGAUAUCUGUGAGCACACUCUUCGUCUUCAUGAUGAUAUCUAUUGCCCUUCUGGUGAGGAGGUACUACGUCAGAGGGGUCACACCAAGGGAGAACCUGUUAAAGCUAGUUAUCUUCUUGGGGCUUAUCAUUGCUUCUUCAAUGGGAAUUUCAGCCUACUGGGGGCUGAGGCCGAGGCCUAAUGGUUGGUUUGGAUACACUGUGACUGUUCCUGUUUGGUUCUUGGCAACUCUAGGGAUAUCAUUGUUUUUGACUCAGCAGAGGGUGCCAAGAGUUUGGGGGGUUCCACUUGUCCCAUGGUUGCCAUCUUUGUCAAUUGCAACAAAUGUAUUCCUGAUGGGGUCUUUGGAGUAUGAAGCCUUCAUAACAUUUGGAGCGUGCACAGUGGUAAUGCUGAUCUACUAUUUUCUCUUUGGACUUCAUGCAACUUAUGAUAUGGCUCACCAACAAGAAAAGCUGCAAUCAAAAGUUGAUCACAGAGAAACCAUCAAGAAUGAAGGGCCAUAGACAUUGCGCAUUUGUUUUGAGCAUUUUGAAUUAGAUUUCCCUCACGCAAACCUGUUCCACAAUUUACAUGAAAUUAUUCAUGCUAGUAACCAUUGAAUAGUUGAAUAAAAAAAUGCAGGUCAUAUUACUCAACAAGAAUAGAAGAAUUGAAUAAAUAAAGAAGAAUCAUGUUUCAAUUGAUUCGUACUUGCACAGUGUAUUUUCUCUAAAGGUUAUCCAAUGCAAGGAGCAACAUGGGCAAUAAACAAUUCUACAGAAAUAGCAGAAAAUAGAUAAAGGUUUUUUAAUAAAAGUGUUUACGAUAUCAAUAUUCAACAUUUCAGCUCAGACACGGUUAACAUCACUAAUAAAUGUUUUCCCCGCAUCAUAAACAAAUUGCCAACAUUUGAUACCAAAUAUAUCACAGCCCAAAAACGGUUGCACUUUGGACAAAUUACUGUAUUUACUGAAAGACUCGGAAAGAAUGCUUCAAUAGCAUACAUAGUUCUCUCAAAAGCUUCGCGUACCACUAUCAAAUUCAUCAUACCAAUUACCAGAGAAUACUUUUGACAGAGUACACUGUACUGUGGAAAAAACCGAAGGCUAUAAUCAGCUAAAAAAGCUUUUAGAAAUCAAGAAUGAAUUACCAAAACAAAAUUUGCUUAUUACUCAUUAUACAACAAGAGUAGAGAACGUUUAAGAAAAUUAAAAUACGCAUGAAAUGACCAGAUAAACAACAAUUGUUGAUACUUUGACUAUUGGUUUCAUUCCUCACAGCCCCACAAUUUUUCUCACUCAAUCAUCAUCUACGACUGUGAUAGAUAACUAUGGAACUAUCGUAUUUUUAUAGACCAAGCAUCCUAGACCAAUUUGAAAAAAAAAAAAAAAA
This is a messenger RNA of Vigna radiata var. radiata (mung bean), 1757 nucleotides long. RefSeq names its product cationic amino acid transporter 5-like. Gene Ontology annotation, cellular component: plasma membrane. The transcript has a single exon. The record is from RefSeq and is a predicted model, not a curated record. Gene Ontology annotation, molecular function: L-lysine transmembrane transporter activity; L-glutamate transmembrane transporter activity. The coding region runs from base 146 to 889 and encodes 247 amino acids. Gene Ontology annotation, biological process: amino acid transport. NCBI's taxonomy places the organism in Eukaryota, Viridiplantae, Streptophyta, Magnoliopsida, Fabales, Fabaceae.